CUGCUUUAUGCGCUAAACAUUGUCUGCUACUUAUAAAUGGUUGACAGUGACGUUUGGAACAUUUUCAAUCAAAGAUAUUUAAAGGAAAACGGGUUAAAAAGCAGACUUCAGAGAUGACAAGAGGAGUAAAGAUUGAACACUGUUACAUAAGGCUGCUUUAAAUAACCGGGUAUCUUGAUGGUUGUUAAGGAGAAAAACUGCAUAUGCCUAAGAUUUAUCAAGCUGCGUUUUCAUCAAAUUGACAUUUGAGAGUCGCUUGCUGAUGUGUGCGUCUGCGUUUUCGUAUACGUCUGAUCAUAUAAAACAAAUGCUUAUACACAUGAGGGUAGUAACAAUACAAGUGUGACAUACAUUUAAAUUAAAUGACUUGACACCAUUUAAAUGUGACCUAUAAGCUAAGUUUCACUUACCCAUUUUCUAAAGAGCGACUGGCUAAUUAAAACUCAAGAACAUUUCUGAGAUAUGUCAUUCUGCCUUUGAACAUGGAACAUAAUUUAACGACGAACACGCUAAUUCACACAGGUGAAAAGCCAUACAUUUGUGGAAUAUGUAAUGCUGUUUUUUCACUUGAAUCGUAUCUUCAGACCCACAUGCGAAUUCACACUGGAGAGAAACCGUACAAGUGUGAAAUAUGUGACGCUAGCUUUUCCCAUAAACCUCAUCUUAGAACACACGUCCGAAUUCAUACAGGAGAUGAGCCGUACAAGUGUGGCAUAUGUGUUGCUACUUUUUCUAACAAAUUUGCACUUAGGAAACACAUGCGGAUUCACACAGGAGAAAAACCAUUCAAGUGUGAAAUAUGUAAUGAUGCUUUUUCACAAAAACCUCAUCUAAAGACUCACAUGCGAAUUCACACAGGAGAGAAGCCAUACAACUGUGACAUAUGUGAUGAGGCUUUUUCACAAAGUUCUUAUCUGAAGAGACACAUCCGAAUUCACACAGGAGAGAAGCCAUUCAAGUGUGACAUAUGUGAUGAUGCUUUUUCAGAAAAAUCUUAUCUUAGGACACACCUGCGAAUUCACACAGGAGAGAAGCCAUUCAAGUGUGAAAUCUGUGACGCUACUUUUUCACAAAAACCUCAUCUAACGACACACAUCCGGAUUCAUACAGGAGAGAAGCCGUUCAAGUGCGAGAUCUGUUAUGUUGCGUUUUCAAUGCAAAGCAACUUAAAAGCCCACAUUCGAACUCACACUGGAGAGAAACCGUACAAGUGUGACAUAUGUGAUGAUGCUUUUUCACAAAGUUUUAAUCUCAAGAGACACAUGCGUAUUCAUACAAGAGAAAGAAACGGACUUGUGUGACAUGUGUUGAAUUUUUCUCUCACUGAAACCUUGUCCGAGGACAUGUUGAUACACACACGAGUGGACAAUACAUGUACAAAAAAUGUGACAAUUCUUUUUUUUUUUUACAAAUAACUUACUUUUUACACAUGUACAUGUAUGUAAGAAAUUGCACAGAAAAAAACGUAUGCAUAAUUGUGAUAUAUAUGCAUUUAAUUAGCCAAGGGAGACAAUUGUUGUGUGCUUUUUGUCCAUUUUACAAAAGCCUUUGACUAUGCUGUGGAAUACAAUUUAUGGUGUAAACGUGUAAUAAACUUUAACAAUCUUCAUCACACUUUAUAUAAUAUAAAAUAAAACCAAGAUCUAUAUGCUUUUACUUAAUUAUUCUUCAAGUAAAAAGUUGUCUGUAGCUAGGUAUUUUUAAAUCCAUGUUUUCUUCAGUUAAUUCAAGAGUAAUUUAUUGUGCACUAGGUGUUAGACAGAGUGAAUGUUUAUCGUCUUUCUUGUUUUCAAUGUAUCUACAGUUUUUUUCUGUGAAAAUGGAAUGAUAUGGUGUGAAACGGCUGUAAUUGUAAGCAGCAUGAAACAACGGAUGACCUGCUUAGCUUUUAUAAAAGGACAUACGUAUAGAAGGUAUAUCUAAAGUACUUACACUGAUGAUCUAUGUAUAAAAACUCAUUUUACCCUGUAAGCAAUAAUUAACAUGUGUUUGUUAUUGUUCUAUUCAUGUUGUUGCAUAUCUUGUUACUUGAAUUAGUAAUAUUAAAGCAGAAUUUUGAAUGUCUACUGAGAACUCCAUUUACUUAUAUAUACAAUGGACUUUACUAAAUAGGUGCUCUGAAUUGUUUCCUCCGUCUGCAGAUAGAGUUGGGAUCUCUAAUCAUAGAAGUACUUAGGGUUUACCUUUACGUUUAUCAUUAUUUGUUUUAUUGAUAAGUUUCCUCAAGUGAAUGCAUACAUUUUGAUAAGAUUUACCUUUUGCUUUUUAUCUUUAUUAAGGAUUGUUGGGAUAAGCGUGAGGUUUGUGCACAUAAACUGGUUUAAACCCCCAGUAAAUGUACAUUUUACUGACCGUUCCAAGGCGGUACCUAACAAUUCUUGAUAAACAUACCAAUUAUCAGUGUUUUUAAACGGAGAAUUAUUGAUUGUUUCAACCAAAACUGGCACGAUUCUAUUAACAGUUCCAGUCGGUGUUUUCAUUAUAAAGAAUUCAAAACUUUGCUUAAUGUGGAACGUUAUUUAUCUUUAGACAUAUCUUACAAACACUUACGCUUUUAGCAAAUUUAGAUGUUCAAAUCAUAAAUUGUUAAUUGAAUUUGGUAGGCAUAAUAAUAUCCCAAUAGAAGAACGCGUUUGUCGGUUUUGUCUAGAUAAUAUUAACAUUUUUGUUUUAGACUGUGAAUACCAUGCAUUCUUUAUAUGUUGUAAAUAUAAUGACAUACGAACGCAAUAUUUAUUUAGGGUAUUCUAAUGGUACUGAAUUAGAAGAAUUUUUAUAGGUUAAUAAACACAAAUCAAUCUGAAGAUUUACGAAAACUAGCUUAUUAUGUAUACCAUCUCCUUCUAAACAUAAUGUAAUAAUAAUGUUACAUUAAUGGUUAAGGGAAAAUAAUCAUGAUUUUUAUUUACAGUUUGCUUGUAUCGAUUAAUUACCCUGACACAACUCAUGCCUUUCUUGUAUGUUAUGUAUUUUGGGCCAGUGGCCCUUAAUUACUCAAUAAACUGUUGACUUGACUUGAAAAAAAAAUAAAUAUAUAUAUAUAUAUUUUAGUAUGUAUGCACUGUGCUGUUUGUAGAUUUUGUGUUCUAUGUCUUUGGCGUUUGCCCAGUGCCACUAAACCGGGUUUAUGUUUAAACGUUCUGCUACUGAGCUUGUUUCUGUAGCUUUUUGCAUAAAUAUUGAUGAGGGUAUGAUUUGUUUGUGGUGUUUGUAUUUGUUUAUUCGAUGUUUAAAUAUAUGUGUCUAAAGUUCUUUGUCAUUUGGACUGUUGCCUUGUGCCCCUAAACAGGGUUUAUUUUAUUUUUAAUUUCCGACUACUGGGCUUGUCCAUGUAAUUUUGCAAAUAAUGGUGUAGAUGUUAAUUGAAUGUGCAUUUUGGAAAUAAGUUGUUUAUAUUGAUAAAACAAAAUAAUGAUGUCAUAGA
Molecule: messenger RNA, 3424 nt
Organism: Mya arenaria
Lineage: Eukaryota; Metazoa; Mollusca; Bivalvia; Myida; Myidae
Product: zinc finger protein 83-like
Exons: 2
Coding region: 483-1301 (272 amino acids)
Biological process (GO): regulation of transcription by RNA polymerase II
Cellular component (GO): nucleus
Molecular function (GO): RNA polymerase II cis-regulatory region sequence-specific DNA binding; DNA-binding transcription factor activity, RNA polymerase II-specific
Source: RefSeq, a predicted model, not a curated record